AUGGCCAUUGAGAACUGCACCGUGUUUACAGACUUCAUACUCCUAGGACUCUCUGGCAGGCGGGAUGUGCAGCAGGGGCUCUUUGUGCUCUUCCUGCUGGUUUAUGGCAUCACUGUGAUUGCCAACCUAGGGAUGAUCCUGCUGAUCAGCAUGGACCCCCGACUCCACACGCCCAUGUAUUAUUUCCUGAGCAAUUUGUCUUUCUGUGAUGUCUGCUACUCCUCCACUAUCUCCCCUAAGAUGCUGGCUGAUUUCUUAUGUGAGCAAAAGAGAAUCCCAUAUAAUUUAUGUGUGGUGCAGAUGUUCUUUUUUGGUGCCUUUGCAGCCGUGGAAUGUGUCAUGCUGUCUGUGAUGGCGUAUGACCGUUAUGUAGCCAUUUGUAAUCCACUUCUGUAUACAGUUACCAUGUCCAGGAGAGUGUGCAUCCAGCUGGUGGCCACUGCCUACACCGCAGGUUUUAUAGAUAUGGCAAUCUUCACGUCUUGCACUUUCCCGUUAUCAUUCUGCAAUUCCAAUAUCAUCAAUCACUUUUUCUGUGACAUCCCACCCUUACUUGCCCUUUCUGCCUCAGACACAACUACCAGUGAAAUAGCAUUGACCGUUUCCUGUAGCUGUGUUGUGGGGUCCAGUGUCAUCACUGUCCUCCUCUCCUACAGCUACAUCAUAACUACCAUCCUUCGCAUGACGUCGGCUGAGGGCAGACACAAAGCCUUCUCUACCUGCGCCUCCCACUUAACCGCUGUGGCUAUAUUUUAUGGGACACUCCUCUUCAUGUAUUUCCGACCCAACUCGAGUUAUUCCAUGGACACAGACAAAAUGGCCUCUGUUUUCUACACAGUUGUCAUCCCCAUGUUAAACCCACUGAUCUACAGUUUGAGGAAUAAGGAUGUGAAAGGUGCCCUGAAAAAAAUCGUUGUCACUAAAUUAAGUUCUGAGUGA
Molecule: messenger RNA, 939 nt
Organism: Phyllostomus hastatus (greater spear-nosed bat)
Lineage: Eukaryota; Metazoa; Chordata; Mammalia; Chiroptera; Phyllostomidae
Product: olfactory receptor 1020-like
Exons: 1
Coding region: 1-939 (312 amino acids)
Biological process (GO): sensory perception of smell; G protein-coupled receptor signaling pathway
Cellular component (GO): membrane
Molecular function (GO): odorant binding; olfactory receptor activity; G protein-coupled receptor activity
Source: RefSeq, a predicted model, not a curated record